Molecule: messenger RNA, 3755 nt
Organism: Haliotis rubra (blacklip abalone)
Lineage: Eukaryota; Metazoa; Mollusca; Gastropoda; Lepetellida; Haliotidae
Product: papilin-like
Exons: 27
Coding region: 71-3670 (1199 amino acids)
Molecular function (GO): serine-type endopeptidase inhibitor activity
Source: RefSeq, a predicted model, not a curated record
CAGAGGUACACAACAUUAAGACAGAGCUGUGGGACGCUAGCCGUAAGGUUGAGCGUGUACGUUAGCUACGAUGAAGGUGGUCAUCUGCUUAGCUUCUGUGAUGCUCCUGGUUGGACUAAGUCAUCAGCAAUCUAAAAAAGAUUGCAACCUCGAGCCAGAAACGGGGUCAUGCAGGGGGUCGCUUCGUCGGUUCUACUUUCACCCUUCAUGUGAAGAGUGUGACACCUUCACCUACGGUGGUUGUGGUGGUAAUGCGAACAACUUCAAAAGCAUCGAGGAAUGUGAGAAAACCUGUUUUCCAGUCUGCAAACUUAAACCAGUAACCGGACGCUGCAGGGCGGCCUUUCGUCGGUAUUUCUACGACCCUGACAGCGAAAGGUGUAAGAAGUUCAUCUACGGUGGCUGCGGUGGCAACGCCAACAAUUUCAAGACUAAAGCCGCGUGUGAGAAAGAAUGUGUCCCAGUUUGCGAACUUAAGCCUGAAGUCGGACGCUGCAGGGGGCGGAAACGGAGGUUCUUCUACGACCCUGACACCAAAAAGUGUAAGAAGUUCUUCUACGGUGGCUGCGGUGGCAACGCCAACAAAUUCAAGACUAAAGCCGCGUGUGAGAAAGAAUGUGUCCCAGUUUGCGAACUUAAACCGAAAGUCGGACGCUGCAAGGCGCGGAAACGUAGGUUCUUCUACAACUCUGAUUCCCAAAAGUGUGAGGAGUUCUUCUAUGGCGGCUGUGAUGGCAACGCCAACAACUUCAAGUCCGUCGCUGAAUGUGAGGAAACCUGCAUCCCAGUUUGCAACCUUAAACCAGAGGUCGGACGUUGCAGAGCGGCGAUCCCUCGGUUUUUCUACGACCCUGACACCGACACUUGUAAGAAGUUCACCUACGGUGGCUGUGGUGGCAACGGCAACAACUUCAAGACCAAAGCCGAGUGCGAAGACAGAUGCUCUCAACAGCUGGCUGGGCGUGAAUGCCAUCUUGAGCCAGAACGGGGGCCAUGCAAGGCGACCUUCGGUCGGUUCUUCUACGACCCUGAGAGCGAAACCUGUAAGAAGUUCACCUAUGGAGGCUGCGGCGGCAACGCCAACAACUUCGAAACCAUCGCUGAGUGUGAGAAGACCUGUGUCCCAGUUUGCAAACUUAAACUUAAAGUCGGACGCUGCAGGGCGCAUGGGCUUACCAAAGAGUGUAAGACGUUCACCUACGGUGGCUGCGGCGGCAACGCCAACAAAUUCAUGACCAAAGCCGAGUGUGAAAAUACGUGUGUCCCAGUUUGCGAACUUAAACCGAAAGUCGGACGCUGCAGGGCGUGGACACGUAGGUUCUUUUACAACACUGAUUCCCAAAAGUGUGAGGAGUUCUUCUAUGGCGGCUGUGAUGGCAACGCCAAUAACUUCAAGACCGUCGCUGAAUGUGAGGAAUUCUGCAACCCAGUUUGCAACCUUAAACCAGAGGUCGGACGUUGCAGAGCGGCGAUCCCUCGGUUUUUCUACGACCCUGACACCGACACUUGUAAAGAGUUCACCUACGGUGGCUGUGGUGGCAACGGCAACAACUUCAAGACCAAAGCCGAGUGUGAAGACACAUGCUUCGCGUGUACGUCAGCCACAAUGAAGGUGGUUCUCUGCCUAGCUUCUGCGAUGCUCCUGGUUGGACAAAGUCAUCAGGUAUCUCCUCAUGAAGAAUGCAAUCCUGAGCCAGAACGAGGGCCAUGCAAGGCGGCCUUCCGUCGGUUCUUCUACGACCCUGAGAGCGAAACCUGUAAGAAGUUCACCUAUGGAGGCUGCGGCGGCAACGCCAACAACUUCAAAACCAUCGCUGAGUGUGAGAAUACCUGUGUCCCAGUUUGCAAACUUAAACUUGAAGUCGGACGCUGCAGGGCGCAUGAGCUUACCAAAGAGUACUCAUUCUGCAAACUUAAACCAGUAACCGGACGCUGCAGGGCGGCCUUCCGUCGGUAUUUCUACGACCCCGACACCAAAAAGUGUAAGACGUUCACCUACGGUGGCUGUGGUGGCAACGCCAACAACUUCAAGACCAUCGCUGAGUGUGAAAAUACGUGUGUCCCAGUUUGCGAACUUAAACCGAAAGUCGGACGCUGCAGGGCGCGGUUACGUAGGUUCUUCUACAACACUGAUUCCCAAAAGUGUGAGGAGUUCUUCUAUGGCGGCUGUGAUGGCAACGCCAAUAACUUCAAGACCGUCGCUGAAUGUGAGGAAACCUGCAACCCAGUUUGCAACCUUAAACCAGAGGUCGGACGUUGCAGAGCGGCGAUCCCUCGGCUUUUCUACGACCCUGACACCGACACAUGUAAAGAGUUCACCUACGGUGGCUGUGGUGGCAACGCCAACAACUUCAAGACCAUCGACGAGUGUGAGGACAGAUGCUCGUCCACGUACACCAUGCUGAUGCUUAUCGUCUCCACAGCUCUACUCCUGGCUGGACACAGUCAGCAGAUGCCUUGGGAAGAAGAUUGCAACCUCAAACCAGAAGGCGGACAUUGCAAAAGGGCACUUGCUCGGUUUUUCUACGACCCUGACACCGGAACAUGUAAAGAGUUCUCCUACGGUGGCUGUGGUGGCAACGCCAACAACUUCAAGACCAAAGCCGAGUGCGAGGAAACAUGUGUUCCAGUAAUUACCACGGAACAUAAAAUGGACCAGAUGUGUACUGAUGUGUCGGACGACGGAGUUAUAUUACCCGGAUUCAGUCAUACGCAAAACAAUCUCCGCCUGACUCGUGAAGCACCUCCAUCCGCAAUAAUGAAGCUUAUCGUCUGCACAGUUUUGGUGAUACUCUUGGCUGGUCAAAGUCACCAGAUACCGUCUACAGAAGUUUGCGAAAUGAAACGAGAUCCCGGACGGUGUUUGGCGUAUAUGCCUCGGAUCUACUUCAACCCUGACAGCAAAAAGUGUGAGAGCUUCAUCUACGGCGGCUGCGGAGGCAACGCCAACAACUUCAACAGCAUCGCCGAGUGUGAGAAAACGUGUCCUCCGGGUUCUGUCUGCCAUUUGAAGCCGAAGACGGGGCCGUGCAAGGCGCUGUUCCACCGCUUCCACUACAACGCCGACACAAAGAAGUGCGAGACGUUCAUCUACGGUGGCUGCGGCGGCAAUGGCAACAAUUUCCGCAACAUCGCCGACUGCGAGAAAACGUGCAGUGGCUUUUUUUGCGAAAUGAAACGAGAUCCCGGACGGUGUUUGGCGUAUAUGCCUCGGAUCUACUUCAACCCUGACAGCAAAAAGUGUGAGAGCUUCAUCUACGGCGGCUGCGGAGGCAACGCCAACAACUUCAACAGCAUCGCCGAGUGUGAGAAAACGUGUCCUCCGGGUUCUGUCUGCCAUUUGAAGCCGAAGACGGGGCCGUGCAAGGCGCUGUUCCACCGCUUCCACUACAACGCCGACACAAAGAAGUGCGAGACGUUCAUCUACGGUGGCUGCGGCGGCAAUGGCAACAAUUUCCGCAACAUCGCCGACUGCGAGAAAACUGAAUACAAUGUUGUUGCAGCCUGCCAUUUGAAGCCGGAGACGGGGCCGUGCAAGGCGCUGUUCCACCGCUUCAACUACAACGCCGACACAAAGAAGUGCGAGACGUUCAUCUACGGUGGCUGCGGCGGCAAUAGCAACAAUUUCCUCAACAUCGCCGACUGCGAGCAGGCGUGCAAUGGCUUUUGAAAGAUGUUGACAGUGUCCCACUGACCAAGAGCAGUAAAAUCUACCAAAACUUGUCGCUACUUCAUUAAAAAUAUAUGAAUAUUUA